Oppia nitens is the source of this 1057-nucleotide messenger RNA. It is a transcript of the gene Der-1, whose product is annotated as derlin-1-like. The transcript has 5 exons. Gene Ontology annotation, molecular function: misfolded protein binding; ubiquitin-specific protease binding. The coding region runs from base 148 to 900 and encodes 250 amino acids. Gene Ontology annotation, cellular component: endoplasmic reticulum membrane; Hrd1p ubiquitin ligase ERAD-L complex. Lineage: Eukaryota; Metazoa; Arthropoda; Arachnida; Sarcoptiformes; Oppiidae. The record is from RefSeq and is a predicted model, not a curated record. Gene Ontology annotation, biological process: endoplasmic reticulum unfolded protein response.
CGUAAUUGAUUUGAAACAACAAUUGGUUUGUUUUUAGUCAACGAAAGGCUGAAUCACUUUAACGAAUAGUUUUGAAGUGUUGUUGUCGUCACUGAUAUUAUCCAUAAUAUUUGACCACAAGUUAUACCACAAGUUAUACCACAAGAUAUGUCUGAAAUUAAGCAAUGGUUUCUCGGUUUACCACAAUUUACUCGAUAUUGGUUCGGCCUUUCGGUGGUCUUUCCAUUGGCCGGUCGUAUCGGUCUUUUGAGUCCAUAUCACAUGAUUUUGACGACAGAUUUGAUUAAUAAGUUUCAAUUAUGGAGACCAUUGACAGCCCUAUUCUUCUAUCCGAUGAAAUUUCAUUAUCUCAUUAAUUUGUAUUUCUUGUACAGCUAUUCCAUUAGAUUAGAGAAUGAGCAAUUCAAUGGACGUCCGGCUGAUUACUUGUUUCUUCUGAUAUUCAAUUGGUUCUCAAUUGUCAUCAUAUCACUAGCCAUGAAUGUUAUGCUUCUUAUGGAUCCAAUGGUUUUGAGUGUCCUUUAUAUUUGGUGUAAUCUAAACAAAGACAUUAUCGUCAACUUCUGGUUCGGCACUCAAUUCAAAGCCUUAUACUUGCCGUGGGUUUUGUUGGGCUUUAAUAUAAUUAUGGGCGGAGGUGGCGUGGAUGAGAUUAUUGGUAUCAUUGUUGGCCAUCUGUACUACUUUAUAAUGUAUAGAUAUCCUGAAGAACAUGGCGGCCAAUCGCUCCUUCAGACGCCAUCAAUUUUAUAUAAUUAUUUUCCUUCAACUCCUGGCAGGGGAUCAGUUUACGGAGGCUUUCAAUAUCAACCGCCACCUCAACGAUCUAAUGACCAAAACAAUCAAAGAGGUAGUGGACGUCAUAAUUGGGGAUCGGGUAAUGUGUUGGGCAAUAAUUAAAUGAAAUUUUAAUUUUAAAGAGUUUUAUAUAUUUUGUAUGUUUUUGUCUGAAUUUAAAAUAUUUAAGAUUUAAAAAGAUAUUAUAUGUAUAUAAUAAUUAUUAAUUGAUAUAUAAGACAAUAAUUUAUUACUUAAAUCGUAAUUAUUAUUUUUUCAA